Molecule: messenger RNA, 1591 nt
Organism: Lolium rigidum
Lineage: Eukaryota; Viridiplantae; Streptophyta; Magnoliopsida; Poales; Poaceae
Product: putative FBD-associated F-box protein At5g50270
Exons: 3
Coding region: 1-1161 (386 amino acids)
Molecular function (GO): protein binding
Source: RefSeq, a predicted model, not a curated record
AUGGAGGACCGCCGCCGGCGAGCCGGAGGUGGGAAGGACCGGAUCAGCGGCCUUCCUGACGAGCUGCUGCACGACAUCCUCCGCCGCCUCCACUCUACCCCCGCCGCCGCGCGCACGAGCGAGCUCUCCCGCCGCUGGCGUCGCGUCUGGGCCCGCAGCCCAGAUCUCGUUUUUGGUGACGACCUACUUCGUGGCGUGGAGGGCGGCGGAACCUCGUUCCUCGACGGCUUAGACGCCGCCCUCGCCGCCUACUCCGACGACCCGGCCGUCCACGUCGACAGCCUCAAGAUCGCCGUGCCUCGCACAUGCGGGGAGAACGUCCCGGCCCCGCGCGUCGCGCCGUGGCUGCGUUUCGCCUCGCGACGCCUUGCGGGCGCGUUCUACCUCUCCGUGCCUUAUCAGCCAUGGCCGCGAGUCAACCGCGAGGACGACGAGCUCGAGCUGCCCCCGUGCGAGGGAGCGACGGCGAUAGAGCUCCAGCUCGGGUCGCGGUUCCUCCUCCGUAUCCCGCAGGCCGGCACGUUCGAGGCGCUGUCCGACCUGGAGAUUCGCCUAGCCACCAUGGACGGCCGGGAGCUGACGUUCCUUGUCUCCUCGCAGUGCCCGCGGUUGCGGAAUCUCACACUAGUCGUCCACCUGCUUGCCGCCUCUGAUGUUGCCUUGCGCUCCGCCACGCUACGGAGCCUGGUGUUCCAUGUCCGGAACACCCUCCGGCUCGACAUCGCUGCUCCUAUGCUCGAAAAUCUGGAUGUAUCCAAGGUCGCCGAUGCCCACAUCGCUGCACCGAAUCUGGCUGAUGUCGUCUUGAGCAGCACAAAUGUUGUCUUUGCUGACGCCGCCCGCCAUCUCCGGCGGUUAGGCGUCAGACAGUGCUCUGCCUUGGCACCGCUGAUGCGGCGGUUCGACUCAGUCAACACAUUGCAACUUCAAACACCCAAAGGAUUAGGGAGCUACAAGACAUUCUUGGAUGGCACGAACAAUCUUCCCAAGUGUGAGAUCUUGUCGGUAUCAUCCCUAUGGGUGCAUAACCAUGCCUUUAAACCAAGCUUGCUGGAGAUGCAAUGGUAUAAGGAGGCUGCAUCUAUUAUUCAAAUUUCCUUCAAUGAAUCCCAAUUGCUCUUCGGACUGUCCAUGUCGCGUACGAGAGAGUCCCAUGACUAAUAGAAUCAUCCUUGAUUCACUUCAAGGGAUAGAAAUUCGUGUGCUUAGAGGAUCAGCAAAUAAAUUUGUGGAAUUUCUAGAGCAGCUGCUAUCUAGUAUAUGGAGCACAACAAAACUAAUAAAUCUUAAAAGUGUGGAAAUGAACAUCAUGUGCCAUGGUUCUCCCCUAAGCGACCAGCUAUGCAAGAAGAUCGGUGAGCUGUGUCCUCCAAAUGUCAGAAUCAAAUCAAAUGUGUUUCCCGAAGGCUUUACUCGGGAUUAGAAACUACUCCUGUAGGAGCCCUAUGCAUUUGAGGUUGGACCAUGUUCCGAACAUAGAAUCAUGUGUGGGUUAUUGAGAAAGUCAUGGUAUGUGAUAGAUUAAUGGUUGUCUCUAAAAAAUUCUAUGUGUAUCGUUCGUUCAGUGAAUUUUACAUGGCCAUUUCUCUAA